Molecule: messenger RNA, 990 nt
Organism: Psilocybe cubensis
Lineage: Eukaryota; Fungi; Basidiomycota; Agaricomycetes; Agaricales; Agrocybaceae
Exons: 6
Coding region: 1-990 (329 amino acids)
Source: RefSeq, a predicted model, not a curated record
AUGCCUUAUAUGAACGAAUUCUGGGCGUAUAUCCGUGUCGACAACCAGAGGUUGUGCUGCUAUGGGACCACCUUGUUCACCAAAGACAGGAUGCUAGAGUGUUGGAUUCCUUCCGUUAAAGGACAGAGAUUCACGGUCAAUUGGACUUCCAAGAAGUCGCUGAUGCAUAGCUGCGGCGAUGUCACUGUUGGCGGGGUCGACAUUGGCGGGGUCACCAUUAACCAAGAGCCUGAGCAUCUCCCAAAGCGUCGUUACAGAGGCCCUCGCGGGGAGUAUGAUCAUGCAGAGGUGACUCACUCCUACAAAGGCGAGGAGCUCGCUUUCGAGGAUGGUGCUAGAGAAAUUCGCCUUGUUAUAAGUCGUACUCGUGGUCCUUCCAAGUCCAUUGGCACCCACCAGACCAUUCGGCCAAUAACUGAUGGUGAAGCUUUGUCUGAAGACACGCCUAUUAUGCGGGUGGAGAUUGUUGCUACAUUCGUUUUUAAGUAUCGAGAGUACGAUUUUUUGAAAUCUAAAGGGUUGAUUGAUAAUCUACCUAGUUUUUCGACCAUCAGGGAAGCCUGGUUGACCGUUGCCAAGAAUAGGCCUGUAGACCCGCAGAGUGUUAAGAUUAAAGAAUCUGACGACCAGCUUGAAGAGCGUUUGGGCACAGACACGAUGAAGAACAGAAGCACAGCUUCAUGGUCAAAAAACGCAAAGCGCAACUUCGAUGAAAUGAUAUGCCCUACAGAUGAAGAAUUAGCGAAGGAAGUUCAGAGCUUACAGAUUCAUCUGGAGUGCCUUCAACAGGAGCAGGGCCAUAGAGAGCGGUUGGCAUUGCGCAACGCUCAGCCAGGCGCGAAGAAGCUCAAGCGUUUUGGGUCUCCUCCGCAAUUUGAAUAUCCACAAGCGGCUAUUUUGCCUCAGCCUAGAUCGAAAAGGUCCAGGCGGCGCCGCAGACUCGCGUUGAAGAAAAUGGUCAAACACGAGGAAACCAAUGGCGGUAUUUGA